Messenger RNA from Theobroma umbraticum, 4150 nucleotides. RefSeq names its product nucleic acid binding protein. Gene Ontology annotation, molecular function: RNA binding; ubiquitin binding. NCBI's taxonomy places the organism in Eukaryota, Viridiplantae, Streptophyta, Magnoliopsida, Malvales, Malvaceae. The record is from RefSeq and is a predicted model, not a curated record.
GCUUGCAAGUAAUUUCGUUAUAUCGAAAACCCGUUCCGCCGUCGAAUCCCACUCCGCGAAAAAACCUCUCACUCCUCUGAGCCAGAGAGAAACAGUGCCGCAUCCGGCAUCGCCUGCCUCUCUCUUUCUCUCCGCGGAAAUGGCGAUGGCAUCUUCCGAGCAACCGCUGAAGAAGCGACGGCUGUACGAGCCGCCACCAGACCCACCGGAAACCGUAGCGCAGCCAGAGACCUCCGUGGCUCCACCGACCACUCCACCUCCGCUGUCUCAGGAGGAGAUUCUUGCGAGAAGGAGAAACGGAGAGGAGAUUCGAAGUGUGUACGAGAACUAUAAGAGGAUUAAGUCUUGUAUCGCCCUGAAAGGGAAAGAUGCUCGGCACAUGCCUGAGCUUGAACAAGCUUACCUAGCUCUCAUAACUGCUUCUAGAGGUUGUACAAGUGUGCAGCGUCUUGUUGCCGAUUUCAUUCCUCGUUAUGCCUCAUACUGUCCAACUGCUCUUGAAGCUGCUACAAAAGUGAUUAUCAAUGUGCAUAGCUCUAACUUGGCAGUGAUUAGUCGGGGAGGAGAUGCUGAUAAUGUUGCAUUUCAAACUGCUAAAUCUUGUAUUUUUGGUCUAGCUGAUCUUUGUUGCACAGCUUCUGCAGAGACACCAACAUCAUCAGUUGUCAGAGGCGUCUGCUCAGCAGUUUUCCAGAAUGUGCUCUCCUUUCUCGUAUCAUCCUUCGAGGGAAAAGAUUUGUUUCAGAUUGUUGAUAAUGAUAUUUGGAGAAUGCAGGAUUCUGAUGAAAUAUUUUCUGAGCUAAAGCAAAGAUUUUCAGAUGAAGAUGAAUCUUCAUUGAUUAAGUUAUCCAAAUUCCGUGCCCUAAGUCUACUCUGGAUUUUCUUCCAUUGUCCAAAGAAUUUGCUUGCUGCCUGUUUUGAGCUCUUCAGGUCAUCUGCAACUGAAGAAGCUGAUAAAGGACUGUAUUUUCUGAGACAGGCAACAGGCAGGCUUGAUAAUUUAGAUGUUGAAAGUAUUUUAGGUAAAAUAACUGUAGGGCCUAAAUCAUGUACAGAUUUCCUUGGAAUAAGCACCAAAGGCAGUUUGCUUAGUGGUGAGACACCAAGAUCAGAUAGUUGCUAUGUCACAGAAGAUGCAUCUCCUGCUCUGAAGAGCUCUUUGUUGGGUCUGGUUUUUGGUAGAAAUCCAUCAUUGAGAAGUUGGAUGGUCUUAAAGUACAAGAACUUGUGUAAGUUGUCUCCAACUAAAUCUGUACCAGGGAUUAUAUCUAGCUUGGAAGGAAUCUUUGAAUCAUUUGGGAAAUGUAUUAAUAUAGAAGUUCAAGCAGACAGUGAUGAGGAUGAUUCUGAUUCCUCUAAUUUUGUUAGUCAGCCACACUUGGUGUCUAGAAGCUCUAAUCAACAUGAAACCUUAACUGACCAAUCUGGAAGCAAUAAAACCAGCAAUGAGAUUUGUGCUGAAAAUUUAUCGGGUCAGUAUCUGAAGCCUCACAUUGUUCCCCUUGAAGCUAAUGUCCACCUGAAUGCUGGUUCUGGUCAUGAUAGUGGAGGGUCAAGGUCCAUAGACUUUGAAAGGCAUGACCAUGGGGAUUUGUCUGGUAGUAGAUCUUCUAUUUCUAGGGACUUAUCAAGCCAUCAGAUGCUUUCACCUGUCACUAGAACAUCACUAGACUUCAGGAGUAAUUCUUUUGAAGGCAGAAAUCACGUUAAGAAUGUUGACAAGAAUCAAGUUUCAAAUACAAGUGGUGCUUCUGCCUUGAGAUCAUCUAGUGGAGGUGUAAGCAAUGCUUUGGCAUCUCCCAGUGGUCGGUUUGGAGCAUCAUGUGGUUCAACAUCUUCUCAAACUGCUUGGUAUUUUGAUGGUGAUCCUGCUGCCAUGGGUAUUUUCUCAGCUUCUCGGCAGCUAUGGUUGGGAGCUUUGGGGCCUGAUGCAUCUGAAGGCCAUAUAAGGUUUCAGCUUGAGAGGUUUGGUCCAAUUGAGCAAUUUUUCUUCUUUCCAAUCAAAGGAUUUGCAUUGGUUGAGUACAGAAAUGUCAUUGAUGCCAUAAGGUCUAGGGAUUAUGUCCGUGGCUGUUUUCCUUGGCGAGUAAUGUUCAUGGAUAUAGGGUUGGGAACCAGGGGUGCCGUGAAUGGUGUCGCUGUUGGUUCUAGUUCUCAUGUUUAUGUUGGAAACGUUACAAGUCAAUGGGUAAAGGAUGAAAUUUUGCAUGAAUCAAGGAAAGCGGUCUACAAGGGUCCUUACAUGGUCACUGAUCUUACUUGUGAAUGUGCAUUGCUGCUGGAAUAUGAGACUCCAGUAGAAGCUGCUGCUGUAAUGACACAUCUCAGACAGCAUCGAAAAGAAAGAAGUAACCAUAUGCCGGUAUUUAAUGCAGGGCCAGCUAAUGUCUCUUUGUCUCAUGUUGACACUGGAAGGUCUGGUGCUGCUCCACCUAUCCAUGUUGACGUAAAAAAUAGUAACUCAGCAAACAUGUCUAGCAGCUCAAUGGAACUUGUAUCUCCCAAGUUGAGGGGUGAGAAUCAUGGAACUGCAGCACCAGUUACACAUCCAUAUCAGUCAAACUGGCCUGCUCCGGGUUGUACAGAUAUGCCUGAAGGUGGGUUGAGAAAAGUUGAUGGUUAUGACAACAACCUUAUAGCAGACCAUACACAAGGAGGUGGUGGUGUUGUCUCUGGUGCCUCUGGACAAGUAUGGAAUUAUAAGAAACCUGAAAGUGAGCUGCAUUUAGCACCUGGGACCAUGCCAUGCAUGCCUAUAGCAACACAGAGCCUUUCUGCUCCACCACCACCACCACCACAACAACUCCAGGCACCUCCCUUUAUGCGACCUGUUUACCAUCCUUCAAACAGUUCCUGGGAUCCCAGAGGUUUGAAUCACCAGUUUCCUCAGAAUCCAAUUUCACCAGGUGUGGUGCCUAAUACUUUUCAUGGUAAUGCUGUUCCACCUCCCUUUAUACCUGCUUCUGUGACUCCACUUGCUCAGAUACAGGGACCUCCAAUACAGCAUUUUGAGCAGAUGUUUCCACAUCCUGUUGUCCCACCACCUUUAUCAUCAAUGCCACCUUCUCAACCUGAAAUGCCACCUCCACCUCCACCACCUCUAUCUCCACCACCAUUGCCACAGUCGCUGCCACCUCUUGUUCCUCCUCCACCUAAUUCACCUCCUCCCCCUCAACCUAGUGCAGAAUCAACUGAUAUGGGAAGUUCUGAACUGUGUGUAAAGCAUUGGUGGCAGGGCACAUUGUGUAAGAGUGGGGCUCAUUAUUGCACAAUUUAUGCACAGAGACUAGAGUCAGAUCUUUGCAAAUAUUCAAAUGCCAUUUCUGAACCUGCAGAAUGGCCUACCAAAUUAGACAUGACCAAACGCACAGACUUUCGGCAUGUAAAGUCAACGUUCACCAAUACCCCACCACAUAAAAGGGAAGUUUGUUGCUUGAUCCCUUCUUCUACUGGUGACCAUAAAGGCUUUCAGGAUUUUAUCUCAUACUUGAAGCAGAAGGAAUGUGCAGGAGUGAUUAAGAUUCCAGCAAUGAAAUCCAUGUGGUCCAGGCUACUUUUUAUUCUUCCCUACUCACAAGAGGCAUGUUCAAUGCUUUCAGUUGCACCUAAUUCAUCUGAGUGCCUCGUUGCUUUGGUUUUGCCCAAAGAAACAAACUUUGAGUGGGUAUGAGACACAGUGGCUUACGAUGGGGAGCAACCUAGACCAGUUGCUUGUUUUGCUCCUUGGAAAUUCAAACUGAGAAUGGACUCGAUGGUAUCUCAUGCAUCACCUGAAGAAUUUGGUAAGGAUGCUUAUCUCCAUCCUUCAAUUGUACAAAACCUUUUUUUCCCUUUGAGAGCCUAUUAGGUUUGUGAGGUACACUUUGGGAACGAUUUAGUUUUAAACCUAAAAAUUGUGAAUAAAAAAUAAUCUCUAGUUUUGUUUGAGAGUUCCCUAUGAUAUAGUAUUUGAUUGGGAAUCCUAUAGCAAAGCAACGUUUCUUGUUAUCAUGUGGCAAAGGCAGAAUUUUAUUGUUAGCUUACGUUAUAGAUAUUUGUAGGAACAUCCUUUGCAGUAGUUUGCAGGGGUAGUUACUCAUCUCCAUGUUCUUUAGAAAAAAAUGAAUUCACUUGUGCUUGGCCACCUAAAUUAAAUGGGCGCUUUCGAUUC